Molecule: messenger RNA, 366 nt
Organism: Dioszegia hungarica
Lineage: Eukaryota; Fungi; Basidiomycota; Tremellomycetes; Tremellales; Bulleribasidiaceae
Product: PHF5-like protein
Exons: 4
Coding region: 1-366 (121 amino acids)
Biological process (GO): mRNA splicing, via spliceosome
Cellular component (GO): catalytic step 2 spliceosome; U12-type spliceosomal complex; precatalytic spliceosome
Source: RefSeq, a predicted model, not a curated record
AUGUCCAAACAUCAUCCCGACUUGCUCAUGUGCCGGAGGCAGCCGGGGAUAGCUAUUGGCCGCUUGUGCGAGAAGUGCGAUGGAAGAUGUCCCAUUUGCGAUUCCUACGUCCGGCCAAUGACCAUCGUUCACAUCUGCGACGAGUGCUCUUUCGGCGCUACCGCGGGCAAGUGCAUCAUCUGCGCCUCGAAUGCCAUCUCGGACGCGUAUUACUGUACGGAAUGUACGCGGCUGGAGAAGGACCGGGAUGGGUGUCCAAAGAUUAUCAAUAUGGGCGCGAGUCGGGUGGAUGCGUUCUAUGAACGGAAGAAAUUAGGGCUAGCGACGCGUCAAGGCCUCGCGCGCGCUCGGCGUGACACUUCGUGA